This is a messenger RNA of Gaeumannomyces tritici R3-111a-1, 858 nucleotides long. RefSeq lists its product as hypothetical. The record is from RefSeq and is a predicted model, not a curated record. Gene Ontology annotation, biological process: carbohydrate metabolic process. Gene Ontology annotation, molecular function: hydrolase activity, hydrolyzing O-glycosyl compounds. NCBI's taxonomy places the organism in Eukaryota, Fungi, Ascomycota, Sordariomycetes, Magnaporthales, Magnaporthaceae. The transcript has 2 exons. The coding region runs from base 1 to 858 and encodes 285 amino acids.
AUGCUUCCCCUCGGCGCCGCAGCCCUCCUCCUCCUCAGCCCCCGCCGAGCGGCGGCCUGGGCCGCCCCCGCGUAUAGCGACCUCCGCCUCGUGUGGCAGGACGUGUUCGCGGGCCCGGGCGGCUCGGCGCCCAACGCCGGGUCGUGGAACACCAUAACCAACAUCAACGUCAAUGGCGAGUGGCAGCGCUACACGACCGACUCGCGCAACCUGCAGAUCUCGGGCGGCGGGACGGUCCAGAUCGUGCCCUGGCGCAACGGCCAGACGGGCGAGUGGACCUCGGGCCGCAUCGAGUCCAAGUACACCUUCACGCCCCAGCCGGGCGCCGUCACCGUGGCGGAGGCUCAGGUCCGGUUCGGCACCAACGACGUCGGCCGCAAAAAGGGGCUCUGGCCCGCCUUUUGGCUGCUGGGCGACGCCAUCCGCCGCGGCACGCCGUGGCCGCAGUGCGGCGAGCUCGACAUCCUGGAGACGGUCAACGGCGCCCUUACUGGGUACGGCACCGUGCACUGCGACGUCUACCCGGGCGGCCGGUGCAACGAGCCGAACGGCGUCGGCGGCACCGUCGGCAUCCCGGACCAGGGGUGGCAUACGUGGCGGAUCCAGUGGGACCGCCGCCCCGGCGACUGGCGGUCCGAAACCAUCUCGUGGUUCAUCGACGGGCGCCAGUUCUUUAGCAUAAACGGCGAGCGGAUCGGCGACGCGGCGGUGUGGCAGUCGCUAUGCCACCAGCCGCUCUACUUCAUCCUCAACAUGGCCGUCGGGGGAACGUUCCCGGGCCCUCCCAACGGCGAUACCCUGGACGGGUACGGCUCCAUGCUAGAGGUAGCAUACGUGGCUCACUUUAUCAGCACGUAG